CUUCAAACAUUCAAAUUACACCUCCAGCCGCAUCUCCGAAAUGGACACCCCUGUUCGCCGCAUCAUUACCGCUCACGAUAUCAAGGGCAAAGCCUUCUUUGCUUCAGACGAGACCCUCAUUCCGUAUGAUCCAACCACGGCGCCAGAAUUCACCACUCCAGGCCCGAACUCCGGUUUUGGCGUUGUGCAAAUUCACCGAUCGCGCGGCUUCCCAGCCGAUAAUAUGCGCGAGUUUCCCGACCCCAAUAGAACCCUCGUUCCUCUAGCCGAUACCAAGGGACCAUCCUGUCGUAUCCUUGACCUUCCUCCUGCUGAAAAAGGAUGGAUGCAUCGAACCUUGAGCUUGGACUACGCCGUCAUCCUGUCUGGAACUGUCGGUCUGAUCACCGAUGAUGGAGUCGAGAAAACUCUCAACCCGCACAAUGUCAUUGUGUGUCGGGGAACAAACCACGAGUGGGUGAAUCGUGGCCAGGAUGUCGCUAGAAUAUUCGUUGUGGUUGUACCUGCAAAGGAGAUUAUCACGGAGGACGGUCAGAGACUGGAGAAGACGCCGGCUGGGCCCAUUUUUGACCCUGAGGAAGAAGAUUAGGGGAAUGCCUCGAGAGGAAUUCGUCACGAAAGCUAUAAGUGACCGCUUUUGUAUAAUUGAAGAUGCUUUGUUG
Penicillium brasilianum is the source of this 662-nucleotide messenger RNA. The record is from the annotation of a GenBank genome assembly. NCBI's taxonomy places the organism in Eukaryota, Fungi, Ascomycota, Eurotiomycetes, Eurotiales, Aspergillaceae.